GCGCUGGCCCUGCUAAUGGCAUCAGUGGAGCUAAGGUUCUAACAGCACCAACAGCAACAGUCAUCAGUCAACAGGCAGCAAUCAACCGUUUAGCAACAGUUCAGUGCAACAGUUCAUCAAUCAAAGGAUACUCCAGUUCAACAUGCGCUACGCUCUGCUCGUCGUAUUCCUGUGCGGACUUAUGUUUGCCAUUGCCUCGGCCGGACUCCUGGGCGGAGGCGGCGGUGGUGGCGGCUAUGGUGGUGGCGGUGGACACGGCGGCGGCGGCGGCGGCCAGGGAGGCUGGCAAAAGAACGGCGGCGGCGGCGGCGGCGGUGGACAGGGCGGCUGGCAAAAGAAUGGCGGCGGCGGCGGUGGCGGUGGAUACGGCGGUGGUGGCGGCGGCGUCAAGUCCCUGGCCGGCAAUCGCGGCAGCUCCGUAUCCUGGCAAGGCGGUAACGGCGGUGGAAAGCAUGGCGGCGGCGGCGGUGGCGGCGGCGGUGGCUAUGGAGGUGGUGGCGGCAAGCACGGCGGCGGCGGUGGAGGCGGUGGCAAGCACGGUGGUGGCGGCUGGUAAAAACAACCAACCAACCAACCAAACCAAACGCUCAACUCCCGAACCACACACAACGAGAACUGCAAGACGAAACGAAAUGUAAAUACUCCGGCUACUCCUGCGGCUGACAUGUGUUCCACGGCAUAGAUAUAGAGCUAGAGGCAUUACCCACAAGUGCUAUACUUUAACUUUUUUUUUUGAAUUUUUUUGUUCGCUUACCCAACUAGUUACACCCAAAGUUUCUCAAGUCUUUUCCUUCCUCUCUACUUUUAAUUGUACUAAUAAAUAAACGUUCAUUUUGCUAAA
Messenger RNA from Drosophila virilis, 841 nucleotides. RefSeq lists its product as uncharacterized. The record is from RefSeq and is a predicted model, not a curated record. NCBI's taxonomy places the organism in Eukaryota, Metazoa, Arthropoda, Insecta, Diptera, Drosophilidae.